Molecule: messenger RNA, 29996 nt
Organism: Podarcis lilfordi (Lilford's wall lizard)
Lineage: Eukaryota; Metazoa; Chordata; Lepidosauria; Squamata; Lacertidae
Source: the annotation of a GenBank genome assembly
AUGGGGCAGGUGGCCUGGAAAGCUCUGUGCCUGUCGCUGUUUGAUUAUAAGACGGAGAAAUAUGUCAUCGCCAAGAACAAGAAAGUGGGGGUGCUCUACCGAGUGGUCCAGCUAUCCAUCAUGGCCUACAUUGUGGGGUAAGGAAAGAAUCUUUGCUCUUCCUUUUCUAAAAAAAUAAUAAUUCUGCGUCAUUGAUACGCACGCACAGUAAAACCAGGCUGGUCCUUCUCCGUCACCUUUCCUGAUGUAUCUUGCUGAUCAGAGAAUCAUGGAAUUAUAGAGCUGGAAGGGAUCCCAAGGGUCAUCCAGACUGACCCCGUGCAACGCAGGAAUCUUUUGGCCAACGUGGGGCUCGGACCCACAACCCUGAGACUGAGAGUCUCAUGCUCUGCUAUUGACGGAUUAUUUGCUGGCUUGUGCUGCUCAGCUCGAAAGCCGAAAUGCAGGGAAACGUCGCAAACUGACUUGCACCAGGUCAGGAAACCGGCCUGCCUACACCCAGUGUUGCCCGCUCUGAGCGGCAGCUGCUCUCUGGGGUUGCCUUGGGCAGAGCAAAGGGUCCUCUUUGUUGCCAGAUCCUUUGAAACGGGAGAGGCCAGGAAUUGAACCCAGAGCCUUCCCCCAUGCACAGGAGUUGUGAGAUUUAAUAGUUGUGAGAUCCCCAGCCGAAGAAGGGUGGGGGGUCGGGGGGGCUGGUGUGUCGCUGGCCAGAACCCCCUGACCUUUGAGCCCGCCUAUCAGGGCUCAUCCUACAACCUGGAAAAGCUGCAGGGAAUAGGCUACAUUUUUAAAAACACACUGGCGUUUGGAUUUUGCAAGUUUGCACUGAUUUUGCUCGAUGCCAAACAUUCUGCUUCUUUGGGGAUGGGCAUAAAAGCUCUGUUUCAAGGCUGGGCAACCCCAGAUUUAUUUAUUUUUUGCAGGGGGGUUGUCAAGAUGUUGUUUGGGUAGAGGGGGCUUCUAACUGGUGGUGUGGGGGCCAGGAUCCUCAGCCACCAAGGGAGACAGAGAGGGGAGUGUUUGGGCUUUGAGGGCAGCAGCUGGGCACAGACCAGCAAUGCCGACUAGGACUUUGGCAGAUGCCCAGAAUGUUGACUGCCGUUACCCAUGUGGUUUAUGCCUGUCGUUCCAAAACACUUCUUUCUCGGAAACGGCUGCUUCAGAGUCUCCAGGGUGGGCAUGUCCAGGGUGCCUGCGUCGCAUUGCACCCAGGAAUAGCUCUCCGCCGGAUAGGAAUGGGACAUUUGCCGGCAAAACACCACCCUUUUGUGUGUGGGGGGGGGUGUCUUCCUGGUGGGCAUCUGCCGCACACACGUCGUUCAGCUUGCGUCUCUCCCUCCCUGCUGACAGAGGGCUACCAGAACGUCUGCGCUUUGUUGUGCAAAAAGUUCUCCCGCAUCUCGUUCCAGGUAGAGUGCUCCUAAGCAUGGGGUUUCUACUUAGCAGUCGGUUGACAGACCUCUUUAGACACAGUCUAUUUAACAAUAAAUAAAUACUGGCUGGCGAGUGAGGGUUGUCAGUUGCUUUUAGCCACCACACCUGAAUAGAACCUCCACAGUCAGGCGCAGUGCACCUUGCCGUACCAGAUGCUGGAGACAGGUAUCAAGGGCGUUGCUGUUGCCUCCUGCUUGGGAGCAUCAAAAAAUACCUGGCUGUCCUCUGUUGGUAACAGGACACUGGGCAGAAUUCCUCAGCUUUCCCCUGUUCCAACAAGGCUCUUUUUGUUUUCAUUGGUCCCAAGAGAAUGAAGAGCUUUGUAGACCCGCAACCAUUUUCCAUGGUAGAUAUAGUGUUGGAUUCCUAGGAAACAGAAGGACUCCGUUUGUCUUUAUGAUCUGAAAAACCUUUCUCCUGAUCACUCAUGCGGGAGACGUUCCAUAGUUAUCCACCGGUGGUGAGGGAAAUGCACUCUGGACAUGCUCAGGGGCACUCUCGCCUCUUCUUUUUCCAAGGAGUACUGCCUCCAGUUAUGGAUGCCACAUGUGAAGGAGGGUGUGGACAAACUGGAACCUAGAGGAAGGGCAGCCAGGAGAACAAGGGACGUGAAUACCAGGUCAUGUGUGAAGCCACAGCUGAAAGAGAGCUAAGUGUGGUUAGCUUGGAGGAAAGACGUUUAAGGGUUAGGGAAAUGACAGCCGUCUCCAAAUAGCUGGACGGCUGUCACAUAGAAAAUGGAGCAGACUUGUUCUCUGUCGCUCCACAGGUCGGGAUUUGAACCCGGCGCUCAAAAAUUACAGCGAAGCAUAUUUCAGCAAGACAGCAGGAGGCAGUUCCUACUUGUAAGGAGAGCUGUUCAACAGGGGAACAGCCUGUAUUUGGAGGCAGCGGACUCAUCCUGCAUUGCAGAUCCUGCACUGAGCAGUGGGUUGGACUACAUGAGCUCGAGGGUCCCCUUUGCGACCCUGAAAUGCUCUGAUUCCAUUCUGCCUUGUUUCCUUCAUUCCCCAUUUACCACUUGCAUUUCAGGGUAUUUGCAAUGACCGGCUGUGGGCGAAAGUGAGGGCUGGUAAUCUCAGAGUGGGGUUUUUGUGGCUGAUGUUGGCGCAGACUGGGCACUCUGUACAUGUUCAGUUUGCUUUGGUCCGGCGUUUCCAUAGUACAGGAUUGUAACAAGAUGAUUGGGUCGGGACCAGUGCAGGGAAUGGAUAUCUCUGGCCCUAUGUAUCGAGAGCGAAAGGUGUAUUGCACGGAUUUUUCCAGGAGGACUGAAUGCAGAAUUUAUUAUUUCCAACAUGCUUCACAGCAAAAGUGUGUUUGUGUGUGUGUUGCUGUCCAACCCGUCAGAAAAAUUUACAAUUCUGGGCAUAUUUAUUCAGAAAUAAACCUCUGUUUUCCAAGCGCUUUGGAAGUGCAUUUGGGAACUGCACACAGACUCAGAUGAUUAAUGGAUCCAUUGAAUGGAUUGAUUUAAUCAGCUAAAACAUCUGCAUAUAUUAACAAACCCGCAAUGUCCCCGUCCCACUGGAGGUUUAAAGGAGACUUGUUUUGUUGAGUCGGUACAAAAUGGAGUUGGUGGUGGGGCUGAAAAUGGUCGUGGGGCUCAGGAAGAAAAUGGGAAUCCUUCCGGUAUCCACGGGUUUCUUUUAAAAACCACAGUUCCUUUACAAAUAAUCUGGUGCUCAAGUUAUAGAAGGACGUGUGAGAAUUUAAAUCAGCAUGGAUUUUCUGAUUGAGACAGAUGUUUUGAGACUACAGUUCCCAUCAUCCCUGACCACUGGUCCUGCUAGCUAGGGAUCAUGGAAGUUGUAGGCCAAAAACAUCUGGAGGGCUGAGACUGAGGAAGCCUGGAUCCUCAGGGUCCCUUCCAACUCGAUGAUUCUCUGAAAGGUUCUGGGUUCGAUUCCUUGCCAGAGUGGUGUAGUGGUUAAGAGCGGUAGUCUCGUAAUCUGGUGAACCAGGUUCGAUUCCCCGCUCCUCCACAUGCAGCUGCUGGGUGACUUUGGACUAGUCACACUUCUUUGAAGUCUCUCAGCCCCACUCACCUCACAGAGUGUUUGUUGUCGGGGAGGAAGGGAAAGGAGAAUGUUAGCCGCUUUGAGACUCCUUCGGGUAGUGAUAAUGCGGGAUAUCAAAUCCAAACUCUUCUUCUUCUUCUUGCAUUGAUGAAGAAUCUCAUCUUAGGGGGAUUGAAAGCUCCCCACAUUGGAAAGCUUCUGCCAGUCAGUGCAUGUAGACAAGGCCAAGCGUUCUUCCAGACUGUCGCUAUCUAUUGAAUCAGUACCAAACAACUUCCGGUGCUCCUGAUUAAACUUUUCGUUCCAGACCAUGAGGACUAGAAUCUUGCUUUGUUUUUAGGGAAUGCUCAGAACUCGGUGGUUAUGCAGAAGGUGUCAGGUCCAGUUCCCAAUGGCACCCCCAGGGUGGGCUGAGAUAUAUUCCCUGGCUGAAACCCUGGAGAGCUGCUGCCAGUCGGUGCAGACAACACUGAGCUAGAUGGACCAUUGGGGCUGACUCUGUCCUCUGCCUGCAACUGGCUUUCAGCUGCUCUUCUGCAAAGCCCCAUUCAGCACAGAUCAGGUUGCCAUGGCAGCAACGUGGAGGAUGCUUUAGCGCAGUGAUCGUCGGUGCUGCAGAAUUUGGGAGCAGGCGUGGCCCACCGUGACUUCACGUCCCACGGAGGUGGCAAACCCUUCUCAGCCCAAGGACAACCACUUAGGGGGCAGAUGCCUAUAGGGCUAAAAGGGGCUCUCUCCUGCCAGGCAAACCAUGUGUGCUUCUGCCCAUCGCUGCCCCCCCUGAAAAUCUCCCUCAUUUCUGGCAAUUCUCUCCCACACGAGGUAGUGAUCGGCCCCCAACCUGGAUGGCUUUUUUUUAAAAAAUAAAUUUUAUUUUUGUAUUUUCUGUUUUGCAUAAACGAAUGGAUUAAAUACAUAUACAUAUACAUAUACAUAUACAUAUAACCCCUUCUGACUUCCCUCCCCCCACCGUGGAUCUGAACGUAAUGAUUUCCCCCUCUGCAUCUCUAUCGUAAGUCUAUUUUUAUAAAUCAUUAGUUCAAGUUUUUACCACAAGUUUUCUGUCAAUCCUACCAAUGUAUGUAAUUGUUUACAAUAGUCCCCCCCCCCCAAAUAAAUCAUAAACUUUCCCCAUUCUUUAUUAAAGACCUCCUCUUCCUGGGUGUGGGUGGGUGUGUUUAAAUUUUCUGUUUUACAAUUUAAAAUACUUAUUUCAACAUCCUUAAAAUAUCAACGACUUCCCUUUCCGUGGUUCAUUUUGCAUAUCAUAAAUCCCUGCGUAUUUUACAAAAACGAAACCGUUCAGUGUUCCAUUAUUACAUCUGUCCAAACUUAUUUGCACAGCUGAAUUUAUCUUAAUGCUGCUAAACCUCUUCCUGGUUUCUAAUUCUUCCCGUGAAUUUUGCCAUCUGGACACUGUUCAUCAGUUUUGUCCAUUUGGCUUUAAAAGAGGAACCGGGCAAAUCCACGAAGGAGGAUAGAGCCACUGUCCCUCCACCAAAUACUGUACCAGUUUGACGAAGGCUUCUGUUUCUUUCUCUGGCCAGAUGAGUCCGAGCAGGGGUAGGCAAACUAAGGCCCAAGGGCUGGAUCCGGCCCAAUCGCCUUCUAAAUCCGGCCCACGGACGGUCCGGGAAUCAGCGUGUUUUUACAUGAGUAGAAUGUGUCCUUUUAUUUAAAAUGCAUCUCUGGCUUAUUUGUGGGGCAUAGGAAUUCGUUCAUUUGUUUUUUCAAAAUAGAGCCCGGCCCCUCACAGGGUCUAAGGGAUAUAUAGUCCGGCCCCCUGCUGAAAAUGUUUGCUGACCCCUGAGUCAGAGGAAGAAACACAAGCCGUCAUUCACUUCCCUGAGUUGAUGUCCUUCUUCAGCACAGAUGCUGAAGGAGAAGCAGAGGAGUAGAUUCCAAGAAGGAGCCCAAGGCGAUAGGUAAGGCAGAUUGUCCUAGUUCUAGGGGUUGCGCCGACCCUGCGAGGUAGGACGGUUGUGGCGCUGGAAUGCCUUUGUUGGGUCUCGAUGAGCAUCUGACAUCCGGUUGUGAAAGCUCACCAGUAUCCUCAUCCUCCAUCCAACGCAGGACUCUCUUGCCAUCCAUCUCCUCCCCUCUGGUUGUGAUGCUUCUUGAAAUCUGUUCCUCUGCUCAUCUUUCCUGUUCGUAUCCUUCUUUUCUUCCGAGGAGCUCGAGGUGGCAAGCAGACAAGUCCUCCCUAUUUUUCUCUUUCUUUAUCAAUCACUCAUAGCUGAGUAAGAUUGUCUUCCAUAAACACGGUUUUAACAAUGAGUCCCUAAGUGACUGUGGAGGCCAAUUCUGGAUCCACACAUCCUUCCACAGUGGGGACAUGGGUUUCCGGGCGGGAGUUGAUCCUCAGGCUGUGCUUAGCAAGUAGGAAGCAGCAAACAAUGCGUAAUUUAAAAAAUAUAAGAUCAAGCCGUUAUACCAAUCUGUCCCCCUGCCCCCAUCGUUCUGCCCGGACACUAAGGCCUAGCUCCAAGGAGGGCCUUCUGGCGGUUCCCACACUGUGAGAUGUGAGGUUACAGGGAACCAGGCAGAGGGCCUUCUUGGUGGUGGCGCCCGCCCUGUGGAAUGCCCUCCCAUCAGAUGUCAAGGAAAUAAACAACUAUCUGACUUUUAGAAGACAUCUGAAGGCAACCCUGUAUCGGGAAGUUUUUAAUGUUUGAUGUUUUAUCGCCUAUUAUUAUUAUUAUUAUUAGGGAUGCGGGUGGCGCUGUGGGUUAACCCACAGAGCCUAGGGCGUGCCGAUCAGAAGGUUGGAGGUUCCAAUCCCCGCGACGGGGUGAGCUCCUGUUGCUUAGUCUCUGCUCCUGCCAACCUAGCAGUUCAAAAGCACGUCCAAGUGCAAGUAGAUAAAUAGGUACCGCUCUGGCGGGAAGGUAAACGCCGUUUCCGUGUGCUGCUCUGGUUCGCCAGAAGCGGCUUAGUCAUGCUGGCCACAUGACCCGGAAGCUGUACCCCGGCUCCCUCAGCCAAUAAAGCGAGAUGAGCGCCGCAACCCCAGAGUCGGCCAUGACUGGACCUAAUGUUCAGAGGUCCCUUUACCUUUAUUAUUAUUAUUAUUAUUAAUCUGUUGGCAGAUGCCCAGAGUGGGUGGGGUAAUAGUAAUAAUAAAUUAUUAUUAUUAUUAUUAUUUUUACACAGUUUCCUUUGAGCUGGGGAACAGAAGCCAAGAGAAACAUCAGCAUCAUUAUGUGUGCAAUUAAAACACAGCAUUUUUUCUAUAAGUUGCAGAAUUCUACUUUCCUUAGGGAGAUACUAUGGGUUGCCCUUUUUUAAUUUUUCUGUCAGGGCAGUGUGCACGAGUUUUCACUUGGGAGACGGCUGAUGUGCUGACCCAGAUCCCUGUAGACAUCAAAGGAGAGCAAAUUGCUUCCCUGUGGCCAAGAUGCCUCUCUGACGCGUGGGCGCUCAAGGAUGUGACAGUCAUUUAGGUGGCACGUGGCUGUCGAACGACAUACUUUCUGACGCAGCUGUCAGCGUUUAAUUACGGUACAUUUAAUUCCCUGCUUCCGCCUGGGCUCGGCAAUUCAGUAAUUUAAGCCACGUGGAGGUGGUGAUACCUUCAAGAUUUCGUUUAGGAAGAAAGCAGACUCCCCACCCCCCUGAGAAUGCCACCAGCUUUCUCUCCCCACCACACAUGGCUGCGGUGACUUUUACUAGCUGUGUGACAGGCAGAAAUUCAACAGGGAAUGCUUUAUCCUCCCCAUAGAGAAGCCAGUGGCUUGCUUUGCCUUGCAGUUCCGGCUGCGGUAUGCAGAGAAUUCCAAAGUAGGGAAAGGAGUCAGUCCACAAUCCAAUCUGUGCAUCAGGAGGGAUGGAGUCCUGGUCACCCCGAGACUCACAAAGGGAGACACCAAUGAGUGCCCAAGUGCUACUGGCAGCAAUUCCUAGGACUUCUAGCUUCCAGCUGGAAAUAUUCCUGGAAAUGAAACCCCUUCCAAAGUGGCCGUAGUAGUAGUAACAACAACAACAACAACAACAACAAAAAUAAAAAUAAAAAUAAAAAUAAUUAAUAAUUAUUUAUACCCCACCCAUCUGGCUGGGUUUCCCCAGCCACUCUGGGCAGCUUCCAACAAAAUAUUAAAAACACAAUAAAAUAUCAGACAUUACAAGCUUCUCUGCUGUAAUGUUUUUAACACUCGAUUGGGAGCUGCCCAGAGUGGCUGGGGAAACUCAGCCAGAUGGGCGGGGUAUAAAUUUAUUAUUAUUAUUAUUAUUAUUAUUAUUAUUAUUAUUAUUAUUAUUAUUAUUAUAAACAGGGCUGCCUUCAGAUGUCUUCUAAAAGUCAGACACUUGUUUAUUUCCUUGACAUCUGAUGGUAGGGCGCUCCACAGGGCAGGCACCACCAACCAGAAGGCCCUCUGCCUAGUUCCCUGUAACCUCACUUCUUGCAGGGAAGGAACCGCCUGAACCUCAGUGUCCGAUCUGAACGAUGUGGGUGGAGACGCUCCUUCAGGUAUACUGGACUGAGGCCAUUUAGGGCUUUAAAGGUCAGCAUCAGCACUUUGAAAUGCGCUCGGAAACAUACCAGGAGCCAGUACAGGUCUUUCAGGACUGGUGUUAUGUGAUCUCGGCGGCCGCUCCCUGUCACCAGUCUAGCUGCCGCAUUCUGGAUUAGUUGCAGUUUCCGGGUCGCCUUCAAAGGUAGCCCCACGUAGAGCACGUUGCAGUAGUCCAAGCGGGAGAUAACCAGAGCAUGCACCAUUCUGGUGAGACAGUCCGCAGGCAGGGAGGGUCUCAGGCUGCGUACCAGAUGGAGCUGGUAAACAGCCGCCCUGGACACAGAAUUGACCUGCGCUUCUACGGACAGCUGUGAGUCCAAAAUGACUCCCAGGCUGCGCACCUGGUCCUUCAGGGGCACAGUUACCCCAUUCAGGACCAGGGAGUCCUCCACACCAACCCGCCUCCUGUCCCCCAAAAGCAGUACUUCUGUCUUGUCUUGUCUUGUCAGGAUUCAACUUCACCCGCCAUCCAUCCUCCAACCGCCUCCAGACACUCACACAGGACAUUCUCCGUCUCUUUUGUGCCUGGUUUGAGCCCUGAUUUUUAAUUCCGCCCAAGCCCCAAGAACUGACUUCUGAUGGAACAUUAGCAGCUUCCUUUAUUGAAGCAGACCGGCUCAGUCCAGCUCAGUAUUGUCUACACUGACUGGCAGCAGCUCUCUAGGGUUUUGCGCAGGGAGUCGUUUCCCAGUCCACAGUUUCAGAGCAAGGGAAUUUCCUACCCUACCUGGAGGCAAUGGGGAUUGAACCCUGAACCUCCUGCGUGCAAAGCAGAGGCUUCCCUGAGAUACAAAACAAGAGUUCUAGUCCUCAUGGUUCUGGAUUUAAAGGUGAUUAAAUAAGAGCAGAGGGAGUUGCCUCAGACCAAGUUAUCCAGCUCAGUACAACAUGCAUUUUAUUGAAACACAAGAGCAGUCAAGUACAACAUCCCUAGAGUGGACAUAAAAGGGGAUGUCUGGACCAGCCAGUUGGAACUUCCUGUUUCUCCUAAGCUAGGACAGACUUCCUCUGCAUGUGACUAGAGGUGGGCGUGGCCUCACCUGCCCAGGUAACAAAAGAGCAGGACUGGUCAGCCAUCUCUCUCUCUCUGACCACAUUUGUCGAAGAAGCAACAUCUGCUUAGCCUAUGAUGCUUUCUUGGCUUCCAGCCAAGAGAGGACAAAGGGACUGUCUCCUUAUGAGAUAGUUUCCAGGUGUAUGUUACUUUUCUAAGCUAAGUCUGAUUCUGGGAUCCAAUUGUGAACAGAAUGUGAGUGAGUAAACUCUUUUUAUACUUUUAUAGAAGACUGUGUCGUGUCUGAUCUUUUUAUGAGGGACUAAAUGGGGAAUUACCUUUAAAACCUGCUUUAGAGGCUUUAGCGAGCCUGAGCAAACGCAUCCACUGCGAGUUUAAAGGGGGGAAUGUUACUCUGCUAAAUUGUGGAACUUGUUAACACAAGUUGGAAAGGCUAUAAUCAAACAAUAUAUCCUCUCCUGCAUCCCUGAACAUUCUCGCAGUCUAGACCAGGCACGUCCAACAGGUAGAUCGUGAUAUAAUCUGUUGUAGAUCACUGGUCGAUCACUGGCAGUCUCUUGGGAAAUGGCCACCCCUGGUCUAGACUGACUGGGAGAUGCCAGGAACCGAACCUGGGCGUUUUGCAUGCAAAGCAGAUGCUCUACCGCUGAGCUACGACCCCUUCCCAAAGGAAAGGCGAAGUCAAGAAACAAAUGGGAUGUUAAUUACCAUUUGAAAAAAAGAGUGCCCCUGGGCAUGUCCAGAAGGCCAACCAUCCAUCACAGCUCUGAUUUAGCCCCUGAUUCAGAAAACUCUGUGUCGACUGUUGUUUCACUCUCUGUUGCAUUUCCAGGUGGGUCUUCGUGGUCAAGAAAGGCUACCAGGAUGUGGAUACGUCUAUCCAGAGCUCCGUCAUCACCAAGGUGAAAGGCGUGGCUUUCACCAACACCUCUGAGCUGGGCGAGAGGCUGUGGGAUGUCGCAGACUAUGUCAUCCCCCCACAGGUACCCACACUGACCCAGUUUGGCUGCCUUCUUUCCCCUGAUUCUAAGCAUCAAUAUAUUUGUCUCUCAUAUAUAGAUUUAUAUAGAUAGGGGACGCAGGUGGCGCUGUGGGUUAAACCACAGAGCCUAGGACUUGCCGAUCAAAAGGUUGGCGGUUCGAAUCCCCGCGACGGGGUGAGCUCCCGUUGCUCGGUCCCUGCUCCUGCCAACCUAGCAGUUCGAAAGCACGUCAAAGUGCAAGUAGAUAAAUAGGUACCGCUCUGGCGGGAAGGUAAACGGCAUUUCCGUGCGCUGCUCUGGUUUGCCAGAAGCGGCUUAGUCAUGCUGGCCACAUGACCCGGAAGCUGUACGCUGGCUCCCUCGGCCAAUAAAGCGAGAUGAGCGCCGCAACCCCAGAAUUGUCCGUUUACGGAAGACAGUCUUACUCGGCUACGAGUGAUCACCAAGGACGAAGAAGAAGAUUAAUUUACAAGCCCUGAAGUCCAGGGUAGCUCAGGGAUUGCCUGAAUCUUUUAUAUCCUGGCAAAGAUCACCUGCAGGAAUGUCUCUGGUCAUCCCCCUACAUUGGUGAAGCUCACUGUAGAACAAGAAGAAACUCGGCCACUAGAGAUUCAUCGGGCGUCUUCUCUGCCAACUUUGGCAAAUUUGUUUUUUUUUUUUUAAAUGAUAUUUAUUAAAGUUUCAAAAGAAGGAUACAUAAAUAAGAAAAAGAAAAAUAGAAGAAAGAAAAAUACAAAAUACCAAAAAAAAAUUAAAAACAAUUCCAUCUUUUCAUCACUUCUCUUUCAUUUACUUGUUUACCGGACCUCCUCAUACCUCCCUUUUUUGUAUUCCAGUUCAAUUUAUUUGUUCAGCAAUUCCUUUCCCUCCUUUUUAAUCCUGAUCUUUAAUCUUAAUAUAUUAUAGCAUUAGGUUUUUACAUAUUGAAAAUCCAAUUUUUCCAUAUUCUUUUAUACCAUUACAGCUAGAAACCGCUUAACUUCAAUCCAAAAUCAUUCUAACAUUCAUUAAUUUUGCAAUAUUUCUGUAAAUAGUCUUUAAAUUUCUUCCAAUCUUCUUCCACCGACUCUUCUCCCUGGUCUCGGAUUCUGCCAGUCAUUUCCGCCAAUUCCAUGUAGUCCAUCAUUUUCAUCUGCCAUUCUUCCAGUGUGGGUAGGUCUUGUGUCUUCCAAUGCUUUUCAAUAAGUAUUCUUGCUGCUGUUGUAGCGUACAUAAAGAAAGUUCUGUCCUUCUUUAACACCGAUUGGCCGACUAUGCCCAGGAGAAAGGCCUCUGGUUUCUUCAAGAAGGUAUAUUUAAAUACCUUUUUUUAAUUCAUUAUAAAUCAUCUCCCAGAAAACCUUAAUCCUUGGGCACGUCCACCAAAGGUGAAAGAAUGUACCUUCAGUUUCUUUACAUUUCCAACAUUUGUUAUCGGGCAAAUGGUAGAUUUUUGCAAGCUUGACUGGGGUUAUGUACCACCUGUAUAUUAUUUUCAUAAUAUUCUCUCUUAAGGCAUUGCAUGCCGUAAACUUUAUACCUGUGGUCCACAACUGCUCCCAGUCAGCCAUCAUUAUGUUAUGUCCAACAUCUUGUGCCCAUUUAAUCAUAGCAGAUUUCACCGUUUCAUCCUGAGUAUUCCAUUUCAACAGCAAGUUAUACAUCUUUGACAAAAUCUUAGUUUUGGGUUCUAACAAUUCUGUUUCUAAUUUUGAUUUUUCCACCUGGAAGCCGAUUUUCUUGUCCAAAUUGUAUGCCUCCAUUAUCUGAUAAUAAUGAAGCCAGUCUCGGACUUUGUUUUUUAGUUUUUCAAAACUCUGCAGUUUCAAUCUAUCUCCAUCUUGUUCCAAAAUUUCCCAAUAUUUCGGCCAUUUGACCUCCAUAUUAAGCUUUUUCAGAGCUUUCGCUUCCAUCGGUGACAGCCACCUUGGGGUUUUGUUUUCCAAUAAGUCCUUAUAUCUUAUCCAAACAUUAAACAGUGCUUUCCUGACAAUAUGGUUUUUAAAUGCUUUAUGUGCUUUGACCUUAUCAUACCACAGAUAUGCAUGGCAUCCAAAUACAUUGUUAAAACCUUCCAACUUUGGCAAAUUUGGAUGGCCAGGCCUGUGUGCGUUGAGUCUUGCCAGGACUCUCUGAGCCUGUGGAUUUCCCCUGCAAAUCCUCCUGGCCUUUGUGGAUUCCUUGCUGGUUUCUCUUCAAGGUGAACGCAGCCCAGUCCCCUGGGCCUCUCUCUGCAGGGAUGUGGCUCUAUGCGCCAUGCUAAGUAUAGCCACUGACUGUAGCAAUAAACAAGGAUUGCAAGGUGAGCCAAAGGCUUUUUUUAAGAAGAGGAAGAAGUAGCUCCCACGGGCCGCAAAUUAAAGUGCUUUUAAAAUCGCCCUGCUGCUUGAAACGGGAGGUUUCAUAGAACCGGCAGAUAUGGGGAAUGAUCGAUGCUGCCUUUUAAUGUCAGUAGCUCUUAAUAAUGUGCAGCCUGCAAAUCACCCGGAUGACUACCAGAAGGCUGUUCGAAGGGAUCCUAGCUGUUGGGUCAGGCCAGAGGGAGCCCAUCUAGGCCUGCAUCCUGGACCAACGAGAUGCCCCUUUAAUAAACGAAAAUCUGCCCUGAUUCCCUUAUGGGGGACACAAGAGCCCUGAUAGAGUCUAUUGCAGGUUCUCCAUCAGUCGGAGAAAAUAACAGAGGCCAACUAGAGAAUAUUGAGAAGCAAAGCAACUAGUAAGCCUGAUCUUUAUUGAACUGUUGCAACAGGGUGCCCCCUUCACAUGCAGGAGAAGGAGGAGGAUCCCAAACAAAGGUGUGCCCGCCCUUAUAUAGACAUUUUAAAUUGCCCGCCCUGGAGUCCGAAACCACCUCCAGAAACAUCAUACAUACAUCACAGAAGGGGUGGUCUACAACAGAAAUCUGAGUGCGUUGUUUAUCUCCUGUCUGGCAGGUUACCUAUUAAUGGUCACUUGAUUGGAUUACCUGGGGAGCCUGGCCAGUCUUUUGUAAUGAUAAAUACUUAGUUCCUGGGCCAGGUCACAGGCUCACACCCUAUUCAUAUCUUAAAUGUGCCCUUAAGACAGGUUUUGUGAAGGAAAAGACAAUGGGGAGGCUUUUCCAUUUUCCUUUGACCUUGCAGAGAAAACAUUUGGUCAGUUUGGGAGCAAAAAUGGCUCCAGGGCUGCCCUCCUGUGCUGCCUCAGACACGUGGCCCAUACAUUUAUGUACGUGUUUGCCUGGCACAUCCAUGAACAUUUAUUAUACAUAUAUAAGACCUUAAUUUUUUUUAUUUCACCCCGAUGGGAAACAGGAAAGCAGGACCUGAGCACAAGAACAGUUCUCUGCUCCUGUGGUUUCCACCAACUGAUAUUCAGAGGCAUGUGCAUUGCGUGUUAGGGGAAAGGUCUUCGCUCUGGUGGGGGACACAUCCUGCUCCUUCUGGGGUUGUUCAUCCAUGCUUGGUCCCCACCCUGCACUUGGCUCUCACCUGCGGCUCCUGGAAGCUGCCAGCAUGCGACAUCGGCCACACCCCAGGAAAUGGCUUCGACUGGCUGGCUCAGCCAGUUGAGGGGAGCCGAUGGGUCUCAAACCCUCAGUGAGUUAGGGGCUUCCCUUGCCUGCAAAGACAGGCUCUGGCGGAUCAAGCAGACGAGACCAAGAGUGAGUCCAACGGUCAAGAAGGCAGUUUCUGCACAUGCUGUAGUGUGAUAGGAAUUUUGAGGUCUUAGAUAUAUGGUAAUGUUCAUAAGUGUACCAACCAAGCACGUACAUAGAUCAGCACAGGAAGACCGACCUGAAACCAUUUUGAUUCCCAAACUGUCCCAAACUGACCAAAUGUUUUCUCUGCAAGGUCAAGGAAAAUGGAAAAGCCUCCCCAUUGUCUUUUCCUUCACAAAUCCUGUCUUAAGGGUAUGUCUGUGUUUGAAUAGGGUGUGAGCCUGUGACCUGGUCCAGGAACUAAGUACUUAUCAUUACAAAAGACUGGCCAGGCUCCCCAGGGUAUCCAAUCAAGUAAGCAGGGUAUCCAAUCAAGUAACCUGCCAGACAGGAGAUAAACAACAACAGGAGAAAAACAACAUUCAAAUUUCUGUUUUAGACCGCCUUUUCUGUGAUGUAGGUAUGAUGUAUCUGAGGGGUGGUUUUAGGUUACAGCCCUUCUGUGAUGUAUGUAUGAUGUUUCUAGGGGUGGUCUUGAUCUACAGGGUGGCAAUUUCAAAAGUCUUUAUAAGGCCUUGCGCACCAUUUUUUCUGGGUUCCUCUUCCUCUCUCCUGCGUGUGGUGAGUGAGGACCCUGUUGCAACAGAUCAAUAAAGAUCAGGCUUACGAGCUGCUUUGCUUCUCAAUAUUCUCUGGUUGGCCUCUGUUAUUUUCUCCUACCAAUAGGGAACCUACGUAAGGACUCUGUAUGGGCUCUUGGAUACCCCAUAAGGGGAAAAAGGGCAUUUUUUGUUUACAACAGUAGCAGCCUUUCUCAACCUGUGGGUCCCCAGAUGUUGUUGAACUACAACUCCCAUCACCCCUAGCUAGCAAGGCCAGAGUUCAGGGAUGAUGGGAGUUGUAGUCUAACAACAUCUGGGGACCUACAGGUUGAGAACCGCUGCGAGGGAAGUGAGGAGCAGGUGCGGCUUGUCCACCUGGGAAAGGAGCCCAUGUAGAAGAAGGAAAGCUCUGAUGCUAAACCUCCGCUGCCUUGCAGGAUAUUCUCAGGAGAAGAAAAGGCUCCAGGGAGGAGACUCUGAGACGGUUGGAUGUCGGCUUUUACACCUCCUUCUGGCAACUUCUGCAGCCAAGCUGCUGCCAAACGUCUUGCUCUGCUUUCCUUUGGACCACCUCAGCGAGAGCGAGAGGGGGGUCUUGUCGUCUGGGGCAGCCCAGGACUUCCAGACACACUGCUCAGACUUGAGCCCCGGGGAGGUCACUUCGGAGCUGCUAACAGAGCAGUUUAACUUCACCCCCGGAGGCCGACUCCAUUGUCUCUCAAGCCAGGCAGUUGCCAACAACAGCCUCCAACAGUGUGGGUGAAAAAUAGCCAUCUUAACUAGUAUCCAUUCUGAAUGAAAUCAGCUUUGAGUCCUCACUGGAAGGACAGAUCCUGAAGCUGAGGCUCCAAUACUUUGGCCACCUCAUGAGAAGAGAAGACUCCCUGGAAAAGACCCUGAUGCUGGGAAAGAUGGAGGGCACAAGGAGAAGGGGACGACAGAGGACGAGAUGGUUGAACAGUGUUCUCGAAGCUACGAACAUGAGUUUGACCAAACUGCGGGAGGCAGUGGAAGACAGGAGUGCCUGGCGUGCUCUGGUCCAUGGGGUCACGAAGAGUCAGACACGACUAAAUGACUAAACAACAACAAACUAGUAUCCACUGAUAAUCUUUUCCUCCAUAAAGGAUAUUAAUCUGGCGUGGAAAGGUAGAGAAACAAGCAAUUAAAAACAAUAGUGAUUUCUCACAGCAGCUACCCAGACGCCCCAACAAGAAUGUCACAAGUAGCACCACUUUCUCUCCCCAGUCUGUGGUUUCCAGCACUGGUAUUCAGAAUCAUUCUUCCUCCAACAGUUGAGGAAGAACAUGACCAGUAUAGACCAGUAGAGCCUGAUCUUUGCUUUGCCCACCGUGACCACAGGCCACAUAUUACAGUAUUUUCUUGGUCCUCAAGUCGUCAGAUUUUUCCUAGCAAAAUUCUGAAACUCACUACCUCCUAACCCCUUUUCUCUGUUUCGUCUCCUCAGGGCGAAAGCGUCUUCUUUGUGAUGACCAACUUGAUUGUCACUCCAAACCAACGGCAGGACACCUGUGCUGAGGUAGGCGUUUGUGAACACGGAGAAGCGUUGUGAGUGCUUGUGUCUUAGACAGCGGGCAGGGCAGCAGUUUUGGAGACCAUGUGUCAAGAUUUCAGCAACAAUGACUUGGACAGUCCGAUGGCAGCAGGAUAGGAACAGAGGCGCUUCCAGUCAGACACUGUUUUGGGGUGGGAUUCCGUUAAAUGCCAAAAAAAUUCAGGUUGCAGAAUUAUACUGCAAUGGGAGGUCUUGCACAGCAAACCCACUUCCCUCAAAAUAUCGGGCUUUUUUUGCAAUAAGAAAAGGCAUAUAUAAUCUCCCCACAAACAAAUAAUAACAAAUGCUCAGUAAAUAGCCAUCUUUGUUGACUGAUGCUGCAAAAAAAAUCAGGUUGAAUGCACAUUAAACAGGCCAUCUAGAACCACCUAAGAGACCUGGGAUUUGACAACCUGGAAUUCCCAAGAAGGACACUGAGGUCUAGCCGCUUGUUGUUGUUGUUUAAGUUCGCGUUGGUUCCAGACCACUAGGGGGGUGUGGGAGAAUUUUGUUAGAAAGAGGAAUGGAGAUUCCUGCAUGGUCCUCCAAAAUAAGUUAAUACGAGUACAGUAGUAUUCGCAAUCGUUGGUUUUCUACUCUAGAGGAAUUAUGUACAGUGGUACCUUGGUUCUCAAACACCUUGCUACUCAAACAACUUGGUACCCAAACAUUGCAAACCCGGAAAUGAGUGUUCCAGUUUGCGAACUUUUUUGGAAGCUGAACGUGCUCCGUUUUGAGUGUUAUGCUUCCGAUUUGAGUGCCACACUUCCAUUUUGAGUAUUACGCUGAGGUCUGUCUGUUUUUGCUAUUUAUUUUGAAUUUUUUGUUUUGUUUUAUUGCUUUCAUUUUCUGGCUCAAUGGUCUCGUUAGACAGCAAAAUGCAUGUUAAAAUGCUGUUUUAGGGGUUGUUUUUAAAAGUCUGGAACGGAUUAAUCCAUUUUGCAUGACUUUCUAUGGGAAAGCGCACCUUGGUUUUGGUGGAAUGCUUUGGUUUCGGAACUGACUUCCGGAACGGAUAAAGUUUGAGAACCAAGGUGCCACUGUAUAAUAAUUACAUUAGCUUAAUCCAUUGAAAUGUUGCUGUGAGAACGGUGUUAUGUACUGAAGUUCUCACCCUGGGCCAGCAGGGGGACACUGUAGAUAGUUAUGCAAAUAAGGGAUCGAAAGUGAUGUUCAGUGAUUGGAUAGUUUUAGAAAAUUGUUACAGUUACAUUGUACUGGAGCUCUAUAUAAGCAGGCUGACUGAACCCUUCAGUUCAGUUCUGUCCUGGCCUGUGAAUAAACAAGAGCUGUUUGAAGAAUUGCUGUGUCGUCUGAUAUGUUCACCCACAACUUAACAAACAGAAUGUUGGGCUAGAUGGGUCUGAUCUAGCAGGUUCUUCUUGAGAUCUUAUGUUCACUAUUGCAGCCACAACGGUGGAAAUAGCAUCCUCACUCCUGGCCACAUACACAGAGGAAGGACAUUGGUGGAGUUCCAAUUAAAAAGGUUUGCGAGGUACUCUAAAUCAGCCAUCACUUACCUGCUGCCCUCCUGCUGCUACGGACUACAACUCCCAUCAGCCCCUCCUCAGUGCAGAUGGGGAAGGAUGCUUGUGUGGCGCAGUGGUUAGAGUAUCAGACCAGGACUGGGGAGAUUCUGGGUUCAAACCCCCGCUCAGCCAUGCAGGUCUCCAGGUGACGGAUUUUGUGUCAGUCUCUGCCUUCGCCCCUAAUUCACGGGAUUUCCUUCCCCUUUUCCUUACAGAGCUCUGGCAUUCCAGACGCGCUCUGUUACCGCAACAGCGACUGCAAUUCUGGAGAAGCCGUCGUCGCUGGCAACGGUAAGGAUUUCCCAGGCAAUUUCUAAAGGCCUUGCCCCAGCUGGAAAACAAACAGGUUUGCUGCAUAACAGGCAAUUCUGCCUUGAGAUAAAUUUCCAUUUUAAACGGUUACCUCUGCUGCUGUUGAUUUUAUUUUAUAUUUUUGGGGUAACUUUUAAAUCGCUGGGGAAGCCGCCUCGAUUUUCAAAGGUGGGAGGGCUAUCAGAAUGCCGAACGAUAACUGAAAUAAGUGUAAUAAACAAAAUUCUGCCCUUAUUCCCUUAUGGGGGACACAAGAGCCCUUAUAGAGUCCUUUGUAGGUUCUCCAUCAGUCGGAGAAAAUAACAGAGGCCAACCAGAGAGUACUGAGAAGCAAAGCAGCUAGUAAGCCUGAUCUUUAUUGACCUGUUGCAACAGGGUGCUCCCCUCACACGCAGGAGGAGGAGGACCCAGAACCAAGGUGUGCCUGCCCCAACAUAGACAUUUUAAAUUGCCUGCCCUGGAGUCCAAGACCACCCCCAGAAACGUCAUACAUACACCACAGAAGGGGUGUAGCUCAAGACCACCCCCCAAAUACAUCAUACCUACAUCACAGAAAGGGCGGUCUACAACAGAAAUCUGAGUGCAUUGUUUACCUCCUGCCUGGCAGGUUACCUGUUAAUUGUCACUUGACUGGAUUACCUGGGGAGCCUGGCCAGUCUUUUGUAAUGAUAAAUACUUAGUUCCUGAGCCAGGUCACAGGCUCACCCUAUUCAUACACAGACAUACCCUUAAGACAGGAUUUGUGAACAAAAAGACAAUGGGGAGGCUUUUCCAUUUUCCUUCGACCUUGCAGGGAAACAUUUGAGGUCAAUUUGGGAGGGACAAUAUGGUUUCAGGACUUAUUCUGUGGGGUUUCAGACAUGUGGUUUAUAUAUUUAUGUACGUGUUUGCUUGGUACAUUUAUGAACAUUUAUUAUAUAUACAAGACCUUAUUAUUAUUUUUUAUUUCAUAAGUAAUCUACGCAUCCUUAUAAAAGUGAGCGGUUGUUUGUAAAAGUUUCCUGCAAGCUGUGUGUUCCCCUUCUCUGUAGCUCCUUGAAAGCUGUGUGCUCUGUCGUUUUAGCAAACAUUACUCUUCCCCCACAAAAUAUUCCAGCUAGCUGAUUUCCCACCCCCCCUCCAUAACUUUGUCUGCCCUGCAGGAGUCAAGACUGGCCGUUGUCUGAAGGUUGGGAACAGCCUGAGUGGGACGUGCGAGAUCUUAGCUUGGUGUCCGGUGGAGAAGAAAGGCCGGCCAAAGUUUGUCCUAGUUCUUGAAUUUAUUUAUUCACUUAAAAUCACUCUAAAUUUUUUAAUACAGGCCAACUGUGCCACGCUUCCUUGAAGAAUCAUUAACCCAAGCAACCUGUGCUUUUCCUUUAGAAAGCCUCUUCUGGCAAACGCCGAAAACUUCACCGUCUACAUCAAGAACUCCAUCCGCUUCCCCCGGUUUAAGUUCUCCAAGUAAGUAUUGGUCUUCCCUGUUGCUGAACUUUUUGCAGCCGCAGCAAAAGGAACGGCUUCUGCUAGAGGCAAGGAUGGUUUUGAAAUCAGAGUAGUCAAAUUCAUGGAGGAGAGAUCCGGCAGCAAUAGGCUCUUGUCAGAGGAAACGCCUCCCAGUCCCUCUACAGUGGUACCUUGGGUUACAUACGCUUCAGGUUACGUACACUUCAGGUUACAGACUCCACUAAUCCAGAAAUAGUACCUCAGGUUAAGAACUUUGCUUCAGGAUUAGAACAGAAAUCGCGUGGCAGCAGUGGGAGGCCCCAUUAGCUAAAGUGGUGCUUCAGGUUAAGAACAGUUUCAGGUUAAGUACGGACCUCCGGAACAAAUUAAGUACUUAACCUGAGGUACCCCUGUAUUCCCAGUGUUCAGCUGGUAAGCGCAGAUCAUUAUUUUGCCAAAACGGCACAAGGGAGAUAUCAACAGAAUUCAGGGAACCCCCAAAGGGUUUGUAAAAUUACAAAAAGUGUUUGGAGAAAAAAGCCUACAUGGGGAAUUCUUUCCCCACCUCCCCCAAAAAUUGAUUGUGAGUUUUAUCAGCCAUUGGUUUAUUGGCUGUCUGGUUUACUGGAGGUUUUGUACAGUGCUUUUUUUUUCUUUAAAAAUGUUUAGGAAUACUCUCAUUUUGACUCAAGAAAAUCACCAUUUUAUAGUUCAAAUCGGGGGAAAUAAAUACCUUAUUGGCCUGAAUAUAACCCUCACUUUUUUUCCAAAUUCUGACUAUGAAAAGUUAAAGUGCGGCUUAAAAUUGUGACCUUACAAAAAUUGCCUUUUAUGAUGUCGCUGCUGAAACAGACAUACGGUAAAACAGAAUGGGUGUGAGUGCCUGCGGGAUUUUAAGGGAGCUGCUUAUAUUCUGGUAUUGUCGAUUUUUUCUUUUCCCCCCUUGAAUUUUAAAGGUGCGGCUUGUUUGCAGGUGCAGCUUAUAUUCGGGCCAAUAUGGUACAGCAAAUGGACAAAGGGACAAAGAUUCACAAACAGUUUAGGGGUACGCGUCCCCCCAGGAGAAAAACCCCACUGGUUUUGUAUAUGGGACACAUGGUUACGAUUUGCUGCUACAUUAGUGGGGUCAUGACUUUGUGGUUUUAAAGAACGGGCAUGUCAUUUUCGUACAAUUGGUUUGUCUGCUUGGUUGUCUGAGCUCCAUCCUGGGGAACGAAAGAUCUUAAAUAAAUCAGUGAAAUAAAACGUGGCUGCCAAUUGACCUUCCUGCACUCCCUCAACGCAGAACCAACGUCCUCGACACCACAGAUGACAGCUACCUGAAAACGUGCCGCUAUGGACCGGACCAUCCUUACUGCCCCAUAUUCCACCUGGGGAACCUCGUCUCGUGGGCUGGGAGCAACUUUCAGGAAAUGGCCUCAGAGGUAUGGAGAAACCUGCUGUUCUGCUUCCUUUGGGGGAAAGGGCUACAGCUCAGUGGCAGAGCAUCUGGUCCCGGGUUCAAAGCCCCUACAUCUCCAGGUAGGGGCUGGGAGAAAGACUUCCUACCUGAAACCCUGGAGAGCUGCUGCCAGUCAGUGGUGGCAGCACUGGGCUAGAUGGAGCAACUGUCUGUACAAGGCAGCCCCAUGGCCUUGUUCAGUGGCUAGGGACUGUACAGUGGCGCCUUGGUUCUCAAACUUAAUCCGUUCCGGAAGUCCGUUCCGAAACCAAAGCGUUCCAAAACCAAGGCGCACUUUCCCAUAGAAAGUAAUGCAAAAUGGAUUAAUCCGUUCCAGACUUUUAAAAACAACCACUAAAACAGAAAUUUAACGUGAAUUUUACUCUCUAACGAGACCAUUGAUCCAUAAAAUGAAAGCAAUAAACAAUGUACAGUGGUACCUCGGGUUACAGACGCUUCAGGUUACAGAUGCUUCAGGUUACAGAUGCUUCAGGUUACAGACUCCGUUAACCCAAAAAUAGUGCCUCGGGUUAAGAACUUUGCUUCAGGAUGAGAACAGAAAUUGUGCUCCGGCGGGGCGGCGGCAGCAGGAGGCCCCAUUAGCUAAAGUGGUGCUUCAGGUUAAGAACAGUUUCAGGUUAGGAACGGACCUCCGGAACGAAUUAAGUUCUUAACCUGAGGUACCACUGUACUGCAGUCACACAAUCAAUCAAUCAGUAGCUGAACUGGGUUCCACACAGUCACAAAAACAAAACAAAAAGAGCCGCCGAAACAAAAAUGCAAAAUAAAUAGCAAAAACAGACAGACCUCAGCAUAACACUCAAAAUGGAGCACGUUCGGCUUCCGAAAAAAGUUUGCAAACCGGAACACACACUUCCGGGUUUGCAGUGUUUGGGUUCCAAGUUGUUUGAGUACCAAGGCACCACUGUAGCUCUUGAGUAGGAUCACAGAAUUGUAGAGUUGCAAGGGAUCCUGAGGAUAAUCUAGUCCAAUUUCACCCCAAUGCAGGAAUAUCCCAGCGUCCCCUAUGGGGAUCGAACCUGCAACCCUGGCGUUAUCAGCACCUCGCUCUAACCAAUUGAGCGCUUGCUUUGCAUGUAGAAGGUCCUGGGUUUCAUCCCUGGCCCCUCCAGUUGAGAAGGGGAUCGGGUGAUGGGGAAGACGCUCUCACUCUCUGCUCGAGAUCCCAGAGAGCAGUGCCGGAUUUACGUAUAAGCUAAACAAGAUAUAGCUUAGGGCCCCACUCUCUUGGGGGAUCCCAAAAAAAUGUAAAGGGAAAAAGAACCCUGGACGUACAUUUCCAAAAUAUAAGAUAUAAAACAAAGAAAAUAAGACUUGCAUAUAGCAACAGUGUUUUGUGUUGUGUAGGCUCCUAUGGUGUAGGUAAUGGGCCCUGCCUGCUAGCCUGCUCCCUAAAAUAUCACCGGUUUGCUCAUUUCUAUAUAUAGGGUGCCUACAUUCUGCAUAGGGACGCGGGUGGUGCUGUGGGUUAAACCACAGAGCCUAGGACUUGCUGAUCAGAAGGUCGGCAGUUCGAAUCCCCGCAAUGGGGUGAGCUCCCGUUGCUCGGUCCCAGCUCCUGCCAACCUAGCAGUUCGAAAGCACGUCAAAGUGCAAGUAGAUCAAUAGGUACCGCUCUGGCGGGAAGGUAAACGGCGUUUCCGUGCGCUGCUCUGGCUCGCCAGAAGUGGCUUAGUCCUGCUGGCCACAUGACCCGGAAGCUGUACGCCGGCUCCCUUGGCCAAUAAAGCGAGAUGAGCGCCGCAACCCCAGAGUCGGCCACAACUGGACCUAAUGGUCAGGGGUCCCUUUACCUUUACCUUUACCUUUCUACAUUCUGCAUGGCAACAUGUGCAAAUGGCUUUAGAUACCUAUUAGGUCCACAAAUUACCAUAUAGCACAUGGGUAGGCAAACUAAGGCCCAAGGGCCGGAUCCGGCCAAAUCGCCUUCUAAAUCCAGCCCGCGGAUGGUCCAGGAAUUGGCAUGUAUUUACAUGAGUAGAAAGUGUCCUUUUAUUUAAAAUGCAUCUCUGGGUUAUUUGUGGGGCAUAGGAGUUCAUUCAUUUUUUUCCUUCAAAAUAUAGUCCGGCCCCCCACAAGGUCUGAGGGACAGUGGACCGGCCCCCUGCUGAAAAAGUUUGCUGACGUCUGAUAUAUCAUAUAUUCAACACAAAAAAACAGCGACAAUUUGUUGUUGACAAAGGACAGCUGGACAUAUAAAGGUCCCCAUUCCCUUCAGUAUCUUAGGGCCUCAUCAAACCUAAAUCUGGCCCUGCCAGAGAACAACUGCCGGUCAGAGCAGGCUGAGCCAAGACUGUGAUGCUGCGGCAGAAAGGGCCAAAACAAUUCUCUUUUUCUGACCUGCCGUUCAGGCAGCUUCCUGGAUGGCACAUAGAUCUCUUGACAACUGGAAUGGACAAGAUCCCACUGGGAUCAGGCAGGGAUCGCAGGACCUCCUGGGGGGGAAAGGGCUCUGCGACCUUAACCUGGAGCUCGCGCUGAAGCAAACCUUUGUCUCUCUUUCGUUAAGGGUGGUGUGAUAGGAAUUCAGAUUGAAUGGGACUGUGACCUUGAUAAGCCCCCCUCUGAAUGCAAUCCUCACUAUUCUUUUAGCCGGCUGGAUAACAAGUUUGCUGAGAAAUCCGUCUCGUCAGGAUACAACUUCAGGUAACAAGACAUGGAGGGGAAGGCAAUUUUCUCGAUGUCUGCAGCAAGCAAAGUCACAGCCUUUACAAAGUAGCCCUAAGCCAGCCUCAUUCUCUCUCUCUCUCUCUCUCUCUCUCUCUCUCUCUCACACACACACACACACACACAGCCUAGCCUACCUUGCAAGGUUGUUGUAAUAAUAAUAAUAAUAAAUAAUAAAUCUUUAUUUAUACCCCGCCCUUCCCGGUUCAAAAACCGGGCUCAGGGCGGCUAAUAACAAAUUUAAAACACUUAAUUGUAAAAGCAGCAUAAAAUACAGUAUAAAAACAUGACUAACAAUAAAAUUCAAAAUUCAGAAAUCAAUUUAGGGGAAAUAAGCAUUAGAUAAUCCCCAGGGCUAGCUGGCUGAAUUGGUCCUACUUGGGCCAGCGAGGAGCCCAGGGGAGAAUUAGCUGUGGGGUCUCAGAGCGGGUAAUCUUCAUAAAAGGGGAGGGGGAGGGAAGAGAAGGGAAAUAAAAGAUCAGGCUGAAUUCAAAUUAAAGGCCAGGCGGAAUAGCUCUGUCUUACAGGGAUUAAAUGAGAAGGGGGGAGAAGUGUGUACACCACCUUGAGUUCGACGGAGAAAAAGGGAUGUAAAGCUGUGAGAAAUAAAUAUAAACGUAAUAAAUGUAAUAUAUAUAUAAAACAUUGAGUACCAUGGACGUUGCUCCCAGGUAUGUAGAUACAGAACCCCAGCAUUCAUUGAUUCAUCAGCCUGACUGAUUGUUUAAAACUUUUUGAAUGACUACCGGCGAAUUGGGCAACGCUUAAAAACAAAAGUUAAUUUAUUUUCAAGGCAAGUCCUUACCAAAAGGGUGGGUGACAGGUGCCAUUUCCUCAGGAAUUAUAUUUCCUUUAAAAAACACACGCACACACAUAUAAUCGUAAUUGCCAAAAGUCCAGAUCUACACACGGGUGGAUCUACACACGGGAGAAAAAACACACGCCAUAAAUAAGCCAGAAAUUAAAUCGUUAUAACAAAAGAAAAACGCUAUGUAAAAAUGGCAUAGAAAUUUUUUUGCUCUCUGGCACCACCUGGUGUUGCAUGUUGAUAAUGAAUUCAAAACGUUGUUUUUUGACUAACGUAGCUGAGUCCUCUCUCUCUCCCUCGCUUUCUUUCUUGCCUCUGCUAAGAUGUUCCUUGAAGUGACAUGUACAGGUUUAGAAACAAAAUGUUUUAAAGUCUGGGGCAAGAGAGAGGAGGAAAAUAUGAUCUGGGGUCUGAUGCAAAAAACAACAGCAACCAAACCCCCCAGUGCUCCCCAUUGCCUGCAGCCUCCCCCAUAACAACUACAUUUUGGGUGAAAUAACGCCAUCCCUGCUCUGCUUUUUGAUAUUGCAGGUUCGCCAAGUAUUACCGUGACGCAGCCGAUGUUGAUUUCCGGACUCUGAUCAAGGCUUACGGGAUCCGCUUUGAUGUCAUGGUGAACGGGAAGGUAGGAGGAAAUGUGUUUUGCUGCCUCGUGUUUUUCUCUUUUGGCUGGGCCGGCUCCAGGUCCGAGGGGUUUUCCUGGGCGAAGUUUUUCCCUGCCUCUCUGCAGCUGGGAUUUAGAAGAUUAGAAGAUUACUGUCUCUAACAGGGGAGGGAGAAGCUCGCUAUCAUGGCCAGCAGGCCUCAAGGAUUUAAAGGGGCAGAUUUCAUCCGAGGCUGCAUUCUUUGCAGUGCUGUUUCCCUUCCGCUACAGUUCGGCUUCUACUAAAACCUACAUUGUUUCCCUCACCGUCUGCUAUGGUCAAAACAAACGUAAUUAAUUCCAGUGGCAGGGAAACAUCGAAAACAAUGCAGGAAAGCAUGUACCGUAUUUUUCGCUCCAUAGGGUGCACCUCACCAUAGGGCGCACCUAGUUUUCAUAGGGGGAAAUCAAGGAAAAAAAUAUGAUCCCCCCCCACUCUGGGAGGAGCGGACAGGCUGUGCGCAGCCUGUGCGCUUCUCCCAGACCUCCUCCCUGCUUUUGCGGGAGGUGGGGGAAUUCCCCCAUCUCCCACAAAAGCCCACAGGAGCCACACACCUUUUAAGGAGCGCACGGCUCCUGCGGGCUUUUCUACGAGGAGGGAGAAGGGACUGACGCGGCCAGUCUGUCCCUUCUCCCUCCUGGGGAAAAGCCCGCAAGAGCCGCACGGAGCUCUUGCGGGCUUUUCCCGCCUGCCUCCCCCCUGCAUUCGCUCCAUAGGAUGCACACACAUUUCCCCUUGCUUUUUAGGAGGGAAAAAGUGCGUCCUACAGAGCGAAAAAUACGGUAAUUCUUUACAUAACGAUUUCGGACUAAAAAAAAAAAAAGAUUGACACUCUUACGUGAUUUUUGUUCCUGAUCUCAAAAGUUGGGGCAAUUUCUGCUCCUGUUUGCAACAGAGUUCUCUGACCUCCGCAGUAGCCUUUGGUAGUUUUAUUCCUCUCCUUGAAUAGGUCUUUCAAGGCCAUCCUGCUUUCGGUGGCCAUUUCUGCAUCCUGUGGCAGAGAGUUCCACAUCUCCACUUUGCCUCUCCCUUAACUCCAGGCUCCCCACAUAUGAUAAAAACAAAACUUUCCCGAACAAAAUGCUUCUGGCUAAAGGCUCAACUCUCAGCUUUCGACAUGUUUUCUUUCAGGCGGGGAAAUUUAACAUUAUUCCGACAAUCAUCAAUGUGGGAUCAGGUGUUGCGUUGAUGGGAGCGGUAAGUCGAGUUGAAUCCAAUAUAUUUUUUCAUUGACCCAGUUGUGUGCAUGAAAAUCUGUCUGCUUCCGCCAAAAAAGGCUAGUCCCAUUGUCUUAUCAAGCGCAUUCUUCAUCUCACUAAAAGGAAUCUAGUGGCUUGUAUAUGCCAAGGUUGAGCCAUGUUUCUGAAGUCAUGUGCAGGGCCUUUUUGGUUUUGGCUCCCUGCCUUUGGAAUUUUCUCCCCAGAGACCUCCGAUUCCCAGAGUUCCUUGUGAAGAGGGAUUGUUUGUUCAAGUGCUCUGGGAGACGAAUAGGAAGUCUCCCCACAAACUACAGCUCCGAGGAUUCUUUGGGUUUCGGGGUGCUUUAAACAUACAGUGUGAAUGUGGUCUGUGUUAACAACGAGACCUCAGUGGAAUCUAGACACAUAUAAAAACCGCUUUGAAAAUGCUUUUUAAAAAAAAGUUGUUAAAAAAUAAAUUGAAUUUUCCAUGAAGCUCACCAGCGCCAUCUAGUAUCACAUUUUAUAUUGCACUUAAAACACGCUGAAAACAUUUUAUUUGCCCGACACAAAGCAUGUUACUGUAGCCCAAUUGUGAGGUUCCCAAUGCAUGAAUCACAGUGGCUAAAGCUAUGCAAUCAAAGGCUGGGAAGCAGAUUUCAACAAAAUAUCAGAUCUCAUUCAGAGGUGCUGGCAUCUGAUCCUGCUCCUAGCUGGGGGGGUGGUGGUCUAAAUGACCCGCAAGGUCCCUUCCAUCUUCAAAAUUAUGUGGCUCUUUUCUGCUCUGCAGGCUUACUGUGACCUCUCUUUAUCUCUGUGUUAUUUUAUUGUCUUGAUUUCUUUAGGCUACUGUGAGAGCUUAGGCGUGAUCGGCCCUAUAGUUUCUUAUAAUGCCCAAAUCAACAUCGUGACAUGUGUCACGAUGUUGAUUUGGGCAUUAUAAGAAGCUGUAUCUAAUUUUUGAGAAGUAGUUUCGAGUAAAUCGCUUUGCAAUUGUUACUCUACGGCUUAUUAUGUUUAUGUGUUUUUUCAAUUGGAUUUCCGUAAUAUAGGCAUUCGGGUGGUUUUUGGUUUUGUGAGAGCUUAGGCUGCAUCUGCAACAUACAUUUAAAACUCAUGGAAAGCACAUCAUUCCCCCCCCCCCCCAAAAAAAAGAAUGCUGGGAACUGUAGUUUGUUAAGGGUGCUCAAAACUGUAGCUCUGUGAGAGAUAAACUAUAAAUCUGAGGAUUUUGGGGGACGGGGGGGAUGGGCUUUAAAUAUACAGUGGACUCAGCUACAUUAAAAAAAACCAACCCAACGUUUGGAAUUCAUUAUAAACGUUCAACACCAGCUGGUGCCAGAGAGCAAAAAAAAUAUAUGCCAUUUUUACAUAGUGGUUUUUUUCUUUUGUUAUAACGAUUUAAUUUCUGACUUAGUUCUAGUGAUUCCCCCCCCCCUGUGUGUAGAUCCACCGUAUAUAUACAGUGCUUUAAAAAGAACCACCCCAAACAUGUUUGGAGGCAGAAAUGGGCAGUAGCUCGAGUUCUUUUUAUUGAUUUAUUGCUAAAAUGUGUAAAUUUGUUGUGUCAGCAAUGCCUUGUCUGUCUCCUAGGGGGCUUUCUUCUGUGACCUGGUGUUGCUGUACUUCCUCCAAAAGAGCAAUUUUUACCGAGGCAAAAAAUACGAAGAAGUGAGGUAUGUUGAUUUCAGGCGCAAAGGGGCGUGUGGUGUGGCAGAGCCUUGGGGGAGUCCUGCAGAUCACCUGGUCGUCAACAUGGAGGCGGGGAGGGAAACGCCCCCUCUGACAUCAUCGUGAUGUCAGGCGAUUGACAAGUGGGUGGCCCCGCCCACUGGCCAGACUUGGCCCUCAGGAACUGGGGAGGUCAGGAUACCUACCCCUCUCCACAAACAGUUACCAUCUCUCAGCCUAACCUACCUAACAUGUAUGCUUCAUUCACCUUGAGCUCUUUGGUGGAAAGAUGAGAUAUAAACGAAAUACAGUGGUACCUCGGGUUACAGAUGCUUCAGGUUACAGACACUUCAGGUUACAGACUCCUCUCACCCAGAAAUAGGUUAAGAACUUUUCUUCAGGAUGAGAACAGAAAUUGUGCAGUGGCAGCGGGAGGCCCCAUUAGCUGAAGUGGUACCUCAGGUUAAGAACAGUUUCAGGUUAAGAAUGGACCUCCAGAACGAAUUAAGUUCUUAACCCAAGGUACCACUUAAAGCCGCCACACUAAAAUCGAAAGAAAGUAGAGAGGAUUUAAGAUGAGGCUGGUGCAACCUGUGGCUUCCGCCACCCACAGCACACCUGAAAAUCACUAACCUAAGGACUCAUCUUUAGCAAGGCUUUUCCAGGCUGGCUCCUGGCUUGUAUUCUAACAUGCUUAAUUCGGUACCUGGGACCCAGGAAUUGGAAGAGGGGUCCAGGAGUCGAGGCACCCCACACAUUCAUGACAAUACAGUGGUACCUCGGGUUAAGAACUUAAUUCGUUCCGGAGGUCCGUUCUUAACCUGAAACUGUUCUUAGCCUGAAGCACCACUUUAGCUAAUGGGGCCUCCUGCUACCGCUGCACGAUUUCUGUUCUCAUCCUGAAGCAAAGUUCUUAACCCAAGGUACUAUUUCUGGGUUAGCGGAGUCUGUAACCUGAAGCAUCUGUAACCCAAGGUACCACUGUACAAAGAAUCUGGAAGGAGAUUCAGCUCCUUGGCCGUUUUAACCAUUGACCUUGGCUUAAGACUGGGAAAUGGGCCUGAAUAAUUGAUCAUUUCCGUUGGUUUAAAAGCCUCCUGGAAUGGCCAGGAGCAGAGAGCAUCCCUUGAGAACCAUAUAUUAUAGUCAGGAAGAGGACAAAAAGCUUAAUGUGGAGUCCUUGCCGCAUGCAUUAGGAUUUUUUAAAAAUGCACCAGCAUGUUUUGAUUUUUAAAAACACACGAACCCAUACGGGUGAAUGGGUUAAAACGGGCAGUUUUCAAAUCCUCCUUCAGGAAACUCUCUUUCUCUCUCUGUGUUGACUUUGUUUGCCAAGGGAGGCGGUGAAAGUUGGGAGGGAGGCAUGCCAGGCUGGGGGUUUGCCCCCUUGUUGAACCAUGAGCCUUGGAAGGCACCCAGUGAUGCUGACUUUAACGCCAGCCCUGCUGGGGAGAGUCAAGUGAUUUGUAUUUUGCAAGAUAUGGGGUGCAAGAGCCUUUCGGUCUGAUCCUGAGGGACAUCAUUCAGAGUAAGUCCCCUGAGCAGCUUUGGUGUACUGCCGUUCAGAGUCUCUGUGGGGGCACCCCAAGAUCUUUCCCUGCCAUCAUUGGACCCCCAGAACCUACUCCAACGCUUGCUGCCCCCUUGGCCAUGAAGGGGUGAGGAUGCUUACCUUUUCAUCCCCUGAGAAGUACAUUGAGUUAGAGGAGGAAGUUAGAAGAAUGGGUCCCUAGUUUGAGACACAACUUGACCUACAAUACGAUUAUCUUUAUUGUCAUUGUCCCAUACAGAACAACGAAAUUGAAAAUCUACAUCAGACAUUCAGAAACCAACAAGCCUGCUAUCCUAGCUAUCCCAGCCUGGUUAGCCCCCUAAAAACUCUGAUACCCCAUGAUUAAAUACAAUAUAUUCCCAUAGACUACCUUACACUGUGUUUAAAACCAAAAUCGCAUUUGAAUAGAAACUGUUUCUCAGGUGACUUAGUCCUAGUCUUUAUAACCCUGUACCUUCUUCCAGAAGGCAGAAGCUGAAAGAGAUCAUUUCUGGGGUGUGCACUAUCUCUGAGGCUUUCUUAUGACACCUGGAAGCGUAGAUUUGACCCAAGGUGGGAAGAAUGCAUCCAAUUAUUCUCUCCGCAGUCUUUUCAACGCUGGACAACAUUGUUUUUCCCCUGACCAUGCAGCUCCCAAACCACACACACAGACCAUAAGUUAAUACACCUAGUUCAUUGCUGCAGCCAAAACAUACAUUCCAACAAGUCCUUCAAGCCCCGUUUCUUACAUUGGGUGUGAGGAACCAGUGGCCCUCCAGACAAAGGCAGAAUACGGCUCCCAUCAUCCCUGUGUGGCCAUUGGCCAUCUCAUUUAGGGAGUUGCAGUCCAGAGAGUCACGGGUUCCCCUCUACGCCAACGCCAUUGCCUUAUCCCUCCACGACUUCUUUCUUUGUUUGUUUUUUUGCAACAGGAAACCCGUACCAGAAGCAAAUAUCAACGGAGACCAGAGUUCUGACUCCCUCUCCAGGCUGGAUCACCUGAGGCAAUUGCAGACGGUUGAGACCUAA